This is a messenger RNA of Populus nigra (black poplar), 1420 nucleotides long. RefSeq names its product transcription factor bHLH121-like. The record is from RefSeq and is a predicted model, not a curated record. Gene Ontology annotation, biological process: intracellular iron ion homeostasis. Gene Ontology annotation, molecular function: protein dimerization activity; DNA-binding transcription factor activity. Bases 193 to 1164 code for a protein of 323 amino acids. The transcript has 6 exons. NCBI's taxonomy places the organism in Eukaryota, Viridiplantae, Streptophyta, Magnoliopsida, Malpighiales, Salicaceae.
GGGCUAAAAAUACCUGCCCAGGCCUGUCCAUUUUCAGUCGGGCCUAGACGGGUAGCACAACCCAUGAACAGAUCCAGUCAAGUGAUUAUCAUUUAACUCUAAUGAGUCUCAUGUAUGGUUUAUUAUUAAUUCAUAAUACUUUGGAACAGCAGAUAAGCUAUUGAUUAUUUGGCGCUCUCUCAGAAUCCACUAAUGGAUCCAUUCACCGACUUCAAUCCUCCUCCUGCUGUCCCGCGGCACGUGCCGUCGACUCACCCCGACCCGAUAUUUAGCGAGGCAGAGCUUAAAGAUAGUGUAGCUGCUAGGAAAAUUCAAAAGGCGGACCGUGAAAAAUUGAGGAGGGAUAGAUUGAAUGAGCAUUUUGUUGAAUUGGGGAAUACCCUAGAUCCUGAUAGACCCAAAAAUGACAAAGCAACCAUUCUAGCUGACACAGUUCAGCUGCUGAAGGAUUUGAAUUCAAAAGUUGACAAACUCAAGGCUGAGCAUGCUGCAUUGAGUGAAGAGUCUCGUGAGCUGACGCUAGAAAAAAAUGACCUUAGAGAAGAGAAGGCAUCUCUUAAAUCAGAUGUUGAGAAUCUUAAUAUUCAGUGUCAGCAACAGCUCAGGGCUACAUACCCAUGGGCUGCCAUGGAUCACUCGGUUAUGAUGGCCCCACCUUCCUAUCCCUUUCCCAUGCCAGUGCCAAUGCCUCCCGGACCAAUUCCAAUGCAUCCGUCCAUGCAGCCAUACCCCUUUUAUGGAAAUCAGAAUCCUGCAGUCAUUCAUAACCCUUGUUCAACUUUUGUUCCUUACAUAGCCCCUAAUACCCUGUUUGAUCAGCAGUCCGCCCAGCAUGUUUCUUCUCUAGCACAGUCUGCUAGUCGAUCCCACGUUUCAGUGAAACAGGAUUCAAAGAAUAAAUCUUCAGGAGAGAGCAAGGUUGAGAAAAGCAAGGAUUCUAAUGAUGUUACCACAGACCUGGAAUUGAAGACUCCGGGAUCUACAGCAGAUCAGGACUUAACUUCAGUACAAAGAAAAUCUAAAAAAUCCAUGGGGAAGGAAAGCAGUGUUACAAAAGAGAGUUCUUCAAGUAGAUGUUCUUCUUCUCAUAGUGUACAGGAUAGUUCAUCCAACAGUGUAGUUGGCAACACAAAGGUCGAUGAUCUAGACAAACGAGAGAAUUGAUGAGCAACGGGAGAGCUGGAUGCUUACGUUAAUUGAAGAAACUUCCAGGGACGGUGGUUGGGAUCAUGUUUGCCACCUUUUGUUUUUAAGGACAAGAACAAUCCUUAAGUGCGGUUAAAACCAAAUGUAAAUGCAAGACCUCAUUGAUUGUAAGGAAGGCAAGUUUGCAUGGUGGUUCAUCACCCACGUCUGUAUGUAAACGACUGUCAUAAGAAAUUAUUUAAUGAAGUGACGUGUGGAUAUUUAACGAAGUCAA